Messenger RNA from Naegleria lovaniensis, 954 nucleotides. RefSeq lists its product as uncharacterized. The coding region runs from base 1 to 954 and encodes 317 amino acids. The record is from RefSeq and is a predicted model, not a curated record. Lineage: Eukaryota; Heterolobosea; Eutetramitea; Acrasida; Naegleriidae. The transcript has a single exon.
AUGAGCAAUUACCACGAUCAUCACACCUUAUUAAUAUUGGAAGAUUUUUCAUUCAUUCCCAUGCUUUCGGAGUGCUUGUUUCAAAAAUUGAGACGGAAAUAUAUUCCAUUUAGUUUGAAAUUUAAAUUAUGCGGAGAGAUGUUAGCUGGAGAUGACCAUGUAAAAACUCAAAUGAAUGAUUUAAUUGUUGAUGCAAAGAAUGAAAAGAUUUAUGUGGUUGGAGUGACACCUUUUAUACACGUAUAUGAUUAUCAAACAAAACACUUUAUGUACGAUAUUCAGAUUUCUCAAAACACAAUUCUGAGAGCUUUAGCUUUGGAUCAUAAUGAAAACUCACUGAUUGCAGGUGCUGAUUUUUUGGUUAAAUACGAUUUAACACAUAAGAAAAUCUUAUGGACAUUAAUAGCUCCACAUAUUUCACUUGUAUGUGCCAUGACUGUAAAUAAGUUUGAUGGCACAAUUUAUAUUACAUGUUUUAGGGAGGGAGUUGUAGUUGUUUCAAAAGCUGGAAAAGUGUUAACAACUUUUUCUCAAGAUUGUGAUGGACCCUGGGGAAUACAAACGAUUCAUGCUGUUGACAAUAGUAAUUAUUUGAUUAUUUCCAAUUUUUGGAAUCGAAAUUUGGUAGUAUUUAAACAACGACAAGCAAAUAAUCGAUCCAUUGAAUUUGAUACUCUUAGGACUUUUCAGCUUGAUGAAUUUUUUGGCGUAAGAGGAUUGUUUUUUGAUGAAUGGAACAAUCAACUCUUUGUUUGUGAUGAACAAGCUGCACGCAUUCACAUCUUUUCAUUGCCUAAAAACGGCGACUUUGUCAACCGUGCAAACGAAUUUCAACGAAAAUCAUUCGAGCAAUUUUUUCACAACAACAAGCCGAUCGGUGUCUCAAUGGACUACUACAAGGGACAGCUUUACGUUGUGCCAGCUUUUUCUAAACGUAUUUCAAUAUAUGAAUAA